This is a messenger RNA of Wyeomyia smithii (pitcher-plant mosquito), 5235 nucleotides long. RefSeq names its product zinc finger FYVE domain-containing protein 1-like. The coding region runs from base 2583 to 4703 and encodes 706 amino acids. The record is from RefSeq and is a predicted model, not a curated record. Lineage: Eukaryota; Metazoa; Arthropoda; Insecta; Diptera; Culicidae. The transcript has 7 exons. Gene Ontology annotation, molecular function: GTP binding; GTPase activity; metal ion binding.
GAUGGUCCGUGCUGCUAGCGGGGUAACAGCGGUGCGGGAGAAUUAUUCUUGCUGAUAUAUCAGCUGCGUAUCGGAUCACUGGCGGGGUAGCCUGCCCCUACCAGUGUGCAGAAGAUGUUUCUGCCGAUAAACUACCGGCUAUUGUUAUCGCGCAGCACAAGAAAUAAUCGACAAAAAAACACCCGUACGAUAACUCGUGUAUUGUUAUUUUGCAAACUCAAACGGAGAUGAACAAUUUGCGUCUAAUCGAGACGAAAGCAAAACAACGAAUGGGCUUUAAAUGUGUGGCUUAAGUAAAACAAAUUUCGAAUUUGGCCCUAUACUGCGCUUGGCUCGAAUUUUGACAGUUCGUUUGGCUCACAACAUUCUCUCUACCUAUUUCUCCAUCUAAGUUUUGCUAGUGCAAAUAGACUUGUGCGAUAUUUAUACUGACAGUGGCAGCUUUUCAGUGGUUCCAGCUCGUAUCAACUAGCUGGCAUCUCAAUCCAGUUUGCUUUGCUUUAUCGCAGCUAACAUCGCAGCGGUUCAACGAUGUGUGGGCUCCACUGACACUGACAGACAGCAUAACAUAGCGUAUGAAAAGUGGCGGUGAUCUCGUGUACACAUUGAGAUGCGCGAUGUCAGCUAGCUGGUCUGUAUGCAUAAAAGAAUAUCGAUACAAAUAUCGCGGUUUUCAGUAUCGAUACGGUCGAAUAUCGGACGCUCGUGUAUCGAUCCAAAAAAUCGAAAUAUCGCCUCAAAAGUAUCGAUAUUUCCGAUACCGAUACAAUAUCGCCCAUUGCUAAUUUCAUUUCCUUCACUGGACUCGAACAUACGACGACUGGCUUGUUAGGUCAGUAUCGUGCUUCGAGACCAGCUGGGAGGGCGUCAAAUCUUCACACUGCGGCAAAUCCUCCAAAAGUGCCGCGAGUUUGGAGUCACUACACACCAUCUUGUCGUCGAUUUUAAAUCCGCAUACGUUACAAUAAACCGACAAGAGCUGUGGUAAAAUCUUGACGCAAAUGGCUUUUCAGGGCUGCCGGCAAAACCUGAAGUGUUUUAUGAGGAUUUCGGGUAGAGCAUCAGACUUCUUCGAGUCCCACAAAGGUUACGAUAAGGUGAUUGUCUCUCCUGCCUAAUGUUUAAUGUUGCGCUAGAAGGUGUUAUGAGACGGGCGGGGUUUAACAACUUGAGACAGUGGCAGACCAGUAUACCCGAUAGGAUCGGAUUGAAGAUUAAUACGUCCAAAACAAAGUAUGUAUAUGUAAGCCUAUCCGAUCACGGCAGGGCACGAUUGUGCAAUACGGUAGCAAUCGACAGGAAUGCUCGUAUUCAUUCGACGAGUUUGCAUACCUCGGCCAACCGGGAGAUUGGAAGGAGUCGUGCCUACUAUGGGCUCCCUAAAUAAACUAUGGUCGCAAAACCUGAGUAUCCACACCAAGUGUAUUAUGUACAGAACGUAGGAGGAUUUGCGAGCGCCUGGAUUUUUUGAACGCCAGUUGCUAAGAACCAUCUUUGACGGUUGUGCAGGAGUACGGAGCUUGCGCGCCUCUUCGGCGGACCCAGUAUUCAGAAAAUGUACAAAGCUGGAAGGGUACGCUGGGCAUGUAAUUUGAAUGCCGGAUAGCUACCCUGAAAAAUUGGGGCUCGCUCUAAAUCCGGUUGGAACUAGAAGACGAGGGGUGCAAAUAGGGAGAUUGGUGAACCAGGACAUAAAGAUUGACAUAGACUGACGAGAAUUGUCCUUGUCAUUUUUGUUGCUCCUGAUUUUUUGAACGUUUUGAGCAUUUUUCACAUUUUCUUGUGUUUUUCUGCAAAAUUCUAUUAUAUAUAAUAAUAACAACAAGCAAAGUUAGGUAGAUUUGAAACUAGCGAUGAGACGCUGAUACUGCUGUCCUCUAUUAAUAAAUCUUCAAGUGGGGAAAUAUCAGUAGUAUUCAAGCAUAAUAUCCCCGAUCCAUACCCGUUAAGGUGUGUUCUUCGAUGAAGUGCCAACUAAGGGAAAACGUCACACAUUCAAAAGCACAUAUUUUUCUUCACUUCGUUUGCCUUAAGGAUUGUAUUGUUUUUUUUUGUUGUUGUUGCAACAUCGACCUAUUUGCAAAUAGCAUACUACUGCAGUUAGCUAUAUAUUUGUUCAACAAAGAUUGCCUGCGGUCAGUACUUUCUCCACUAGAGCCGAUCAUCAGUUCCUUCUUAGUUUCGCACGAAACCGGUCGACAAAUCGCAUCCUAAUAAAAUGGGCCGGAAGGUAGAACAAAAACGGUCGACCUAAAUACGAUGUGAACGGCGCAAUUUCCGUGCAGAGUUUACAAAAAUUACAUCAGAUGAUGAGCGACCGCGCACUAGGCAAUCCUUAUCAAAGCAGCUUGCUUUGUGCCUUUGCCCCACACUGAUGGCCGUCGAUCGGUAAUCCGGUGAUUACCAGCUGGUAGCGUGUCGUACACUUAUCUCUCUCUCACUCUGAACGAACGCUCCAUCAAGCCAAACCUCCGUUUUUGUGACGUCCAACGUUGUGGUUCGCAAAGAUCAACAGGGGUGGAUUUUCGCCUCAACCGGAUGUGAUCUCGGGUUCCGGUAUCAACAUAUCCGAUGUGCCGCCGAUGGUUUCGCUCGAUAUUUAUAAGGUUGAUGAUGACCCAAAGGAUGAACGUGCCAUGAGUUUCCUGCUAAUGGACGAAAAGGAGAACUUGCAGCUCGAAUCUGGAGAAGAUUUCUGCAAAAAGUUGGGUGUGGCAGCAGAUGCCAAAAUCAAGGUAGUCUCUGUUUUCGGAAACACCGGCGAUGGCAAAAGUCACACACUUAAUCAUGCCUUUUUUAACGGACAUGAAAUUUUCAAGACUUCAGCCGAACAAAGUAGCUGCACAAUGGGAAUUUGGGCUGCGUUUAAUCCGAAUAACAACGUAAUCUGCCUAGAUACUGAGGGGUUAUUGGGUGAAACGGGCAACAAGUACCGACAAACGAGAAUGUUACUGAAGGUUCUAGCCAUAUCGGAUAUUAUUGUUUAUCGGACGCGAUCGGAGCGACUCCGAACGGAUAUGUACGAAUUUUUAGGAAUGGCUUCGAAAGCGUUCACCAAAUACUUUUCAACUGCCCUACAUAAGCUGGCCCUAUCCAGUUCCCCGCAAUCGCUUGGACCUGCGGUUAUAAUAUUCCAUGAAACGCUCAAUACCGAAGUUUUAAAGGAAGACGACGAGGGUAGAAAAGAAGAGGACAUUAUUAGGGAACGAUUUGGUAGGUCAAAGCUCGAGUUGACGGCAUACAGCUCACUGCGGUAUGUCGGGAUCAAAACAAGUCAGCCACCGACGAAUUUCGAUUCGCUUAGGAAUGCACUGAUAUGUGAGCUGAGAAACACAACCGUACGUUCCCCCAGGCAGCCUACGCUCGUGUUCGAGGCACUCAACGCAUUGAAUGCAAAGUUUAACGGAGAACUGUCAUCUGCUUCGAACCACAUCUUCCCGGAGCAGUAUUUCACUUGCAUGACGAAAUGUAAAAGCUGCAAAAUUCGCUGCCAGCUAUCGAUGGGUCACCUCGACUACAAGGAGGACCACAAAUGUGCUAGCACGUGUAAAUACCAGCACCAGUUCGAGAACAAAGUCUACCUGUGCAAUAAGUGCUACGUGAACGGCCGACAGGUGGUUGUCGAUAUCAAAACUCAAACUAACAACGAUUCCUCCUGGUUGGGGCUUGCCAAGUACGCCUGGAGUGGAUCGGUUAUUGAGUGUCCGUACUGUGGGGAGAUUUAUCGCUCCCGGCAGCACUGGUACGGAAACAAGCCACCGGAGCAAACGUCGGUCAGACCCGAAAUCGUGCAUAUCUGGAGUGAUGGUGGACUACAGACCCGCGGUCCGACUCAUUCGGCUCAACUAGUCUUGGACAGCGUUACCUAUAUCACCGAUACAUUGGCUAGCUUCGGCGAACAGCCCACAAAAUCGAUCAAAUCCUGGAUGACGGAUAAAAUUCGCCCCACCUACUGGCGACCAGACAGUGAAAUUAUUCACUGCAAGAGUUGCAUCUGCAACUUCGAACGGCUCGAGCUGAAGAAGCAUCACUGCCGCAACUGUGGAGAGGGAUUCUGCAACGCAUGUUCUAAGCACAAAAUGCCUGUUAUUGGGCGCGGCUGGGACUAUCCAGUACGGGUUUGCAAUGGUUGCCGGGAUGAGCUAAUGAAGUUACAACGGUCCAACGGAACGACAGAGAUCGUCAACCCUCGAGUCACUAGCUGCAAUACUGAACCGGAUACGACAUCUUCUGCAGGCAGUAACAUCAACAACAACAACAACAACGGUGCCACUACGGGAGAUGCUGAGGCCGAUGUGAUUGCGCGAAAGUUGGCCGAAGCGGUCUGCAAUACGUUUAGCAAAAUCGGUGCAGUUGUGGAGUAUCCAAAAGAUUUCAUCAAAGAAUCCGCACGGCCCUCGUAUUGGGUUCCAGACUCCGAAGCUCCCCACUGCCACUCAUGCAAGUUGGUGUUCGGCUGCCCAGAGGAACUCAAUGGCAAGCAAACCGUUCAGCAGCGGAGUGUGACCGGUAACACAACCCCGGCAUCCCCACAGUCGCCCUCACAGUCCUCCUUUCUCGCCAUCGACCGACGGAGACAUCACUGCCGAGCCUGCGGGAAUGCCGUUUGUGCCGAAUGUUCAAAACACCAGCGACCCGUGCCUGAGCGUGGGUGGCUGAACGAGGUGCGUGUUUGCGACAAAUGUUUUUCCAACAGUAAUUAGACAAAAAAAAAUCCAUUGGAAGAACGUAAAAACAAAAAUUGAACGGAAUUGAAUGGUUUGAUGAGCGGUAAGACUCGAUUGUGAUAAUUGAUUUAAAUUUGAUUUAAAUGUUUUUUUUUCUGGAUUCUAUGUUUUGGUAUAUGUAGUUAGUGCAACAUUUCGCAACGCCACAAAAGGGAUGAAACUUUCUGUUAUGCAGAUUGUUAUCAUAGAAAAGACUGCGAGUUUUGAAACAAAAAAAAAAUGCAACAAAUUCUUUUGUUUUAAUGUUUUUGCUAUUUAAGUAGAUUUGAAACACUAGCCAGAGCACAAGCUUAGUAAAGAUACGUAUUGCGAGACAGGCUGCUUCUAACUAUGUACAGUGACGAAACAAUAUAAAAAUACAAACAAGAUGCAGUUAUUCAUGUUAAAAUUAAAACUAGGGCUACCGCAGGAUCUAUUUUAUGCGUAUGUUUAGUAAUGUAGGACGAGCACAGAUAUUGUUGGUAAUUAUUUUUUGAAUAAAAUAAUUGAUUUCCUUAUUUUUAAAGUA